CUCAGAAAACUCUAAGAACCAGAUCUAGAACUACAGAACUAGAACUACAGAACUAGAACUAAAGAACAUGAAGAUGGACUCCAUUGUUGGGAGAAACUGGACACUGACCUUCCUGGCUGGGACUCUGCUCUGGACCACCCACUGCCUAGCUGCUCCCAUGCAGUGUCACUUCAACUCUAAAGGCCUGUGUGUGUACGAGGGGAGACACUACUCCCUGGGGGAGUCCUGGAUGGAGGACGGCUGUCUGCAGUGUACCUGUCUGCACCCCAUGGGCGUCGGCUGCUGUGAGACGGUGCAUCGCCCGGUAGAUUUCCCAGCUUGGUGCGAGGUUCGGGUGGACGCUCUAGCCUGUAAAGUGACCCUGGUGCAGAGCGCUGACCCUCGCCUGCCCUGCUUCCCUGGGAAUGGACACAACCUGGGCCCCAGCCACGGCUCACGGGACAACAACUACCUGCAGAUGGUGGAGUAGACAGGGACCCCGGUCAGACAGUGGAGGGACGGCCU
Molecule: messenger RNA, 504 nt
Organism: Oncorhynchus masou masou (cherry salmon)
Lineage: Eukaryota; Metazoa; Chordata; Actinopteri; Salmoniformes; Salmonidae
Product: prostate-associated microseminoprotein-like
Exons: 3
Coding region: 68-469 (133 amino acids)
Cellular component (GO): cytoplasm
Source: RefSeq, a predicted model, not a curated record